Molecule: messenger RNA, 2291 nt
Organism: Dromiciops gliroides (monito del monte)
Lineage: Eukaryota; Metazoa; Chordata; Mammalia; Microbiotheria; Microbiotheriidae
Gene: IGSF21
Product: immunoglobin superfamily member 21
Exons: 11
Coding region: 882-2126 (414 amino acids)
Biological process (GO): homophilic cell-cell adhesion; heterophilic cell-cell adhesion
Cellular component (GO): adherens junction
Source: RefSeq, a predicted model, not a curated record
AGAGAGAGAAGGGGGCGGAGGGAGGGAUGGAGCGAGCGAGCGAGUGAGAGAGAAAGGGGGAGGGGGCGCUCGCUCGCUCGCUCUCGAUCUCUCUGGGAGUGGAGAGAGCGCGAUUUCGCUCCCAAACUCCGAGCUGCUGGUCUGGACUCUUUGCUGCGGGUCUUGCACUAGCUGGAGAGCCAGCCCGAGCCCCGGCCCGCGGGCGCGCACUGGGGCUGCGCUCCAGCUCUCUCUCUCUCCUCCGGCAGCCGGUGCCGAGCCGAGCCGAGCCCCAGCGAGCCGAGCCCCAGCGAGCCGAGGCUAGCCUAGCCGAGCCAGGUGUCGCUGCGCCGCCUCCCCUCCGGUUUUCAGCCAAGCUUCCCGGGGUCCGUUCCCUCCCGCGGCGGCGGCGGCGGCAGCUGCAGGCGCAGGGCCGGCCAGGGGUGGGCAGCGAGGGCAAGGAUGGGGGAGCCCCGGCGGCGCCCGGCGGCGCCCGCCCUGCCCGCGUCCCUCGGCGCCUCGGCGGCCGGCUGCGGGCGGCGGGAGAACGCCUGAGCCGGAUGGAGCGGGGCGCCUCGGCCGCCGCCGCCACCGCCUCCUCCUCGUCCUCGUCCUCGUCCUCCUCGUCCUCUUCCUCCUUCUCCUCGUCCUCCUCCCCGGGGCCACCAUGCGAGCCAUGAACUGCCCGCGGGUCUGCCUUCUGCUCGCUGAGCUCCUGGACCUGGCGCUGGGCCUUCCCAACCUAUCGGGUGUUCCUCAUUCAGCCCACUGUCACAUGAGUUAAUAUCUGGAAAGAGGUUUGGGAAUUCUAAGGCUACCUGACUGUCAGCAUCGAGCCCCUUCCUCCAGUUGUGGUUGGAGAUGCUGUGACAUUGAAAUGUAACUUCAAGACGGAUGGCCGGAUGCGAGAGAUCGUCUGGUACCGGGUAACAGACGGUGGGACCAUCAAGCAAAAGAUCUUCACAUUUGAUGCCAUGUUCUCCACCAACUCUUCCCACAUGGAGAAUUACCGGAAGAGGGAAGACCUUGUCUAUCAGUCCACUGUGAGGCUGCCGGAGGUCCGGAUCUCAGACAACGGGCCCUACGAGUGCCACGUGGGAAUCUAUGACCGAGCCACGAGGGAGAAGGUGGUCCUGGCAUCAGGCAACAUCUUCCUCAACGUCAUGUCCCCUCCCACUUCCAUUGCCGUUGUGGCUGCUGACACACCUGCCCCGUUUAGCCGCUACCAGGCUCAGAACUUCACCCUGGUCUGCAUUGUGUCAGGAGGGAAGCCAGCCCCUGUGGUUUACUUCAAGAGAGAUGGUGAGCCCAUUGAAGCUGUGUCCCUGUCCGAACCUGCAGUUGGGACAGCUGCCCUCCAGGAUAGCCGGGCGUUUCGCAGCCUGCUGCAUCGAGACCUGGAUGACACUAAGAUGCAGAAAUCCCUCUCCCUGCUGGAUGCUGAGGGCAGGGGUGGGCAUCCCUACACCGAGGGGCCCUUCCGGGGCCUGACCCCAGACCCAAGCCUUGUCCUCCAACCUACAACUGAGAACAUCCCAGAGACUGUGGUGAGCCGGGAGUUCCCCCGUUGGGUCCACAGUGCAGAGCCUGUCUAUUUCCUGCGUCACAGCCGCGCCCCGGGCAGCGACGGCACUGUGGAAGUGCGGGCCCUUCUCACCUGGACCCUCAACCCUCAGGUGGACAAUGAGGCCCUCUUCAGCUGUGAGGUCAAGCACCCGGCUCUCUCCAUGCCUAUGCAGGCAGAAGUCACACUGGUUGCCCCCAAAGGUCCCAAAAUCAUGAUGACGCCCACCAGAGCACGAGUGGGAGAUACCGUGAGGAUCCUGGUCCACGGCUUUCAGAAUGAAGUCUUCCCUGAGCCCCUGUUCACGUGGACCCGAGUGGGCAGCCGCCUCCUGGACGGCAGUACAGAACACGACGGGAAGGAACUGGUGCUGGAGAGAGUGCCCGCCGAGCUCAAUGGCUCCAUGUACCGAUGCACGGCCCAGAACCCCCUGGGUUCCACCGACACCCACACCCGCCUCAUCGUAUUUGAAAACCCAAAUAUUCCCAGAGGAACAGAAGACUCCAAUGGUUCGGCUCCGAGCCCCGUUGGUGCCAGACUGACUUGGGUGUUCGCCCUAACAGUGAUCCUUGAGUUGACGUGAAAGCCCGAGACCCCUCUCCUCUCGGUGGCUCCAUCCGCCAUCCACAUCUCCGUCCAUCGGUCGGGUUUCAUUUCUUUUCUAAAACUAUUUCCAAGUCUUGUUCUCGGUCUCUUUCUGUCUGUGUCUUGGCUUCCUCAGUCAGUUUAAUUAAAACAAACGAAACCA